AUGCUGACCGAAAAUUCAGCCGUGACCCAUGCCAACAAGCCGCCAGCGAACGCAAAAAUCAUGGAAAAGGAUUUCGGACGAGUUGUGUGGAUCGCCGAUGCCGAUGAGGGCUUCCGUCUCGCCACCAUCAAUGAUAUCGCGCAUGAUGGAUUCACUGUCGUCGUCGACGACACAAAACAGACGGUCACACGCCGCUACGAUGAAACAUUUGCGUGCGAGGAGGAUCGUACAAAAAUGGUCGACGACAAUUGCGCGCUGAUGCACCUCAAUGAGGCCACACUGCUCAACAAUUGCCGUCUACGAUACGCGAAUCGAAAGAUUUAUUCAUACGUCGCCAAUAUACUCAUCUCAAUUAAUCCGUAUGAGCAAAUUGAGGGAUUCUACUCGCCGGAAAUGGCCAAAGCAUAUCGAGGAAAAUCAAUUGGUGCGCCUUUAAUGUUAUUGAUUACCAAUAGCAGGAAUCUGGGCAGUGUGGCACUUGACCGUCGCUUAGAGCAGACCGUCAGCGGGCAUAUUUGUGCGAGAAUUGGGGCGCCGAUGCGGGACCAAUUCAACAGCGUCUACUCGAGAGACCUUUAUAAUCAUUUGGCAUUGGCGCCGCCGUCGCAUUUUAAUUAUUUGAAACACGGCUGCACCGAUUUCUUUGCUCAUCCGAACGCGUCGACGUCGAGAAUCGAUGACAGUCGAGUGGAUUCGAAGAAAUUCUCGCGAGAUUCCAUGGUUGACGAUUUUGCCGAUUUCGAGCGCCUGUGCAACGCGCUAAAAUUGAGCGGCCUCGAUGAAAACCAACAGACAUUCAUUUGGUCGACAAUCGGCGCGCUUUUGCAUUUGGGCAAUGUCGAGUUCGAGGAGAACGCGAACGAUUCGCGCGGCGGAUGCAAAGUAAAGGGUGAGGCCGAGCCGAGUCUGAUGAACGCGGCACGAUUGCUCGGCCUUGAGCCGGACGAGAUGAGAAUGGGCUUGUGCGCGAGAAUCAUGCAGGCGACGAAAGGCGGCGUCAAAGGGACCCUGAUUCGUGUGCCGUUGAAACCGCACGAAGCGGCGGCGGGUCGCGACGCGCUCGCGAAAGCGAUCUACGCGAAAAUGUUCGAUUGGCUCGUUGCCAAUGUGAAUCGCAGUAUUCCGUUCGAGAAGAGCGCCGGCUACAUUGGUGUGCUUGAUGUUGCCGGAUUUGGUAAUUUGGCGAAUGUCGAUGAUUUUAAAAAGCAGCGAAAACGAUUUUCAGAAUUCUUCGCCGUCAACUCGUUCGAGCAAUUCUGCAUCAAUUAUUGCAACGAGAAGCUUCAACAAUUUUUCAACGAGCGAAUUUUGCGUCAGGAGCAGGAGUUGUACGCCGCCGAAGGGCUGAAUGUGACGAGAAUCGAGUAUUCCGACAAUCAGGAUUGCAUUGAUUUGUUCGAGCGCAAAGCCACUGGUCUUUUUGAUCUACUCGACGAAGAAGCGAAAUUGCCACGCGCCACGUUCCAGCACUUCACCCAGCGGGCGCAUGAGUCGAAUCCGAAGCAUUUCCGACUUGACACGCCGCGAAAAUCGAAAGUGAAAUCGCAUCGCGAAAUGCGCGACGAUGAGGGACUGCUGAUACGGCAUUACGCGGGAACCGUGUGCUACGAGACGCGUCAAUUCGUCGACAAGAACAAUGAUCAGCUUCACAAUUCGCUUGAGAUGCUCGUUGAGCAAUCCACAUCUCCAAUUUUGGUGUCGCUUUUCACCAAUGAGCCAACCGGACAGGUGAAGACUGGCGGCCGAUUGAAGGCGGCGAGUGUCGGCAGCAAAUUCAAAUCGCAACUCGCCGCACUCCUCGAGAAACUCGCCCAAACGGGAACCCAUUUCGUUCGAUGCGUGAAGCCGAACAACGAGAUGAGACCGUGGAAAUUCGACGGCGCCUCGAUUCUCGCGCAACUUCAAUGCGCCGGCAUGGCGUCGGUGCUUCGGCUGAUGCAGCAAGGGUUUCCGAGUCGAACAUCGUUCAACGAUCUUUACAUGGUCUAUCAGAAGAAUCUGCCGCCGCAUUUGGCGCGACUCGACGCCCGCCUAUUCGUCAAGUGUUUGUUCCACGCGCUGGGUCUCGACCACAACGAUUUCCAAUUCGGCCUCACCAAGGUGUUCUUUCGCGCCGGCAAAUUUGCGGAAUUCGAUCAGAUGAUGCGCCAAGAUCCGGAGACGAUGAAAGAGCUCAUCGAGAGAGUCGACGCGUGGCUCAUCAAAGCGCGCUGGCGAAAAGUCCAAUACGGCGUGUGGAGCGUGUUGAAAUUGCGCAACAAGAUUCGCUAUCGACGCGACAAAAUUGUGAUGAUCCAGAAGAUGAUGCGCGGAUUCCUGACGCGGAAACGAUUCCAAAAAAGACUUGGCAUCUAUCGAAAAGCAUGUGCGCUACUGGAUAAUUCGAGGGAGAUGACCGAUAUUCUUGCUCGAAUGAACGAAGCGAGCCAGGAAAAGUGGAGGGCGACCGCCGAUGGUACCACACGGGACCUUGAGAAUCUGAUCGCCUCGAUUCGACAAACCGACAUGCAAUCGGAAAUCGACAAAGCGGUUGAAGCGUAUGAGGAAUGUGUGAAGCGUGUUGAUAUGAUAAUUGCCGAUUUGAAGCAACAACUACAAUCGGAUGAGCUGAAGGAGAUGGAACGCAAGAGGGCCGAGCAGGAGGAGCGCGAGCGACGUGAGCUCGAGGAGAAGGAGGCGCUCGAGCGAGAAAAGGCGGUGAAGCGAAAAAUGGAAGAAGAUCGCGAGAAAGCGCAAAAAGAGUAUGAAGCGCAAUUGGCGGCGAGUCAGAAGAAGGCUGAAGAGGAGCUCGCGAAGAAGCGGGACAAGGAGGAACGCGAACGACUGGAUUCGGCGGUGUCGACGAGACUCGCGACAUGUGAUGGAAUCGCGCUGGUGACGAAUGAGGCGUCGGUGACAAUACUUGAUUUCAGGGAAAUUGCGCAAAAACCGAAAUCGAAAUACGAUUUGACGAACUGGAAAUACGCCGAUCUUCGCGACGCAAUUAAUAGCACUGGAGACAUGGAAUUAUUGAUGGCGUGCAAAGACGAAUUCCAUCGACGCCUUCGAAUUUACAACGAAUGGAAGGAGCGCAAUUCGACGAAACAUGAUUUGCCGCCGACGCGCGCGCCGCUUUCCGUAUUUGGCCAACAAGGCGCGUCGACGAGCUCGCUGUCGAUGGCGGUGAGUCGGGCGACGAUGGCGCCGCAUCUGAAUCCCGCGUUGACGCAGCAGCGAUAUUUCAAAGUCACAUUCCCGAAUCGAUCCAAGAACGGCGCCACCCAAUAUGGAAUGUGGUAUGCGCAUUACAAUGGCCAGUACAUUCAACGCCAAAUCACCGCUCAUCCGGGCCAACGUGUUCAGCUGUUGGUCGCCGGCAAAGACGACAUGUACAUGUGCGAGUUGCCGCUCGAGCAGACGGGUCUCACUGUGAAGAAGGGCGCCGAGAUCACGGCGAACGAUUUCGAGACGAUGUGGCAACACUAUGGCGGCGCGCCGAUCGCCAAAUGGACGCCAUAA
Caenorhabditis bovis is the source of this 3498-nucleotide messenger RNA. NCBI's taxonomy places the organism in Eukaryota, Metazoa, Nematoda, Chromadorea, Rhabditida, Rhabditidae. The record is from the annotation of a GenBank genome assembly.